AUGGCUGCAGUGGUUCCCUUCAGGGUCCUUAGCUAUGUAAAUGAGUGCACCACUGAGAACGGUGGCUGUCAUGACCAGUGCUGUAAUACCAUCGGCAGCUACUACUGCAAAUGUCCAGCUGGCCAGAAACUGGGGGAAGAUGGAAAAUCAUGCGGAGACGUGGACGAGUGCUUGGUGGUGAAUGGGGGCUGCCAGCAAGGCUGUGUCAACACGCACGGCUCCUUCCACUGCCAGUGCCGGGUGGGAUACAGGCUCCAUGCCGACGGACGCACCUGCAUAGCUGCAGCAGCAGGCAUGAUCAACCUGGCCAUGGCUGCUCCAGAGCCAUCCCUAACUCCCCGUCCACGGCAGAGCCCCGUGCUGGGCCAGGGUGUGCGACCCCACUGGCACAAGCUCUUGGCACUGGAGUUCCUUGCUGUCCCCUUCUGGCUUCGAAGCCUCUACAAUUCUGGGGCUUUGGAUACAAAUGUGCAGCAAGCAGGAAGCUUUGAGCAUAUCGGGUCUGCUGUUUCCCGUGUAGAAAUGGAGCUGCUUUCAAGUCACAUCGCUGACCAGGCGGGAGGUUUGCAGACACAAGUGGAGAUCAGAAGCCAGGGUCAGGUUGUCGACAUGCAUUCCUUCAAUGCUUCCUUGGCUCCAGCCGUCAAUUCCUGCAGCGUUAACAAGGGGGGCUGCGAGCAGGAGUGCGUUCAGCUCGGUGAAGACCGAUACAAGUGCCAGUGCCAGCCGGGCUACCAGCUGAAGACGGAUGCCAAAUCCUGUGAAGUGAUAAACCCCUGCACAAGUGGGAAUGGAGGAUGCUCACAAAUCUGUCGAAAUGAGAGAGGAAUUGCAAAAUGCGAGUGUCAUCCAGGACGUUAUCUUUCUACAGACAAAAAGUCCUGUUUAGACAUUGAUGAGUGUGCAGAAGGGAGAGCAAGGUGUGCUCAUCGUUGUGUGAACACUCUGGGAUCCUUCACCUGUGUCUGUAAUCCCGGCUUCGAGCUGGGGGCUGAUGGAAAGCAGUGCUACCGCAUCGAAAUGGAGAUUGUCGAUAAGCUGGACGAGUGCGAGAGCGGAGAGUCCUGCUGCUCCCAGUUCUGCAUCAACUACGCGGGCGGCUACGAGUGCGCCUGCAAAGCGGGAUUCCAGCUGAACGCCGACGGCUGCGCCUGCGACGACGUGGAUGAAUGUCGUCUUGAUAACGGCAACUGCGACCAUUUCUGCGUUAAUUCUCUGGGGUCGUACGAAUGUGCCUGUAAGGAGGGUUACAGGCUCGGCGUUAACAGAUGGUCCUGCAUCGGUGGGGAGGAGACGGAUGUGGAGGAGGCAGCGGGGUUCGCCGGGACCUCGGGGCUGCAGUUCAGAGGUCCCCCCCAGCUCCUUCGCUACGUGCUCGGUUCGCUCUACGAGGAUGCAGACCCACGAGGAGAGCUCACCCUGGUGCACAGGGUCGUUUGCCUUGAUAACACUUUUGGCAGUGACUGUAGCUUGAGCUGUGAGGAUUGUCUGAACGGAGGCAGAUGUAACGGUGAACGCAGUGGCUGCGUUUGCUCACCGGGGUGGACCGGCGUCAUCUGUAACGAAACUUGCUCCCCGGGGACGUACGGCAGAGGCUGUGCCAGCAUUUGCAAGUGCCAGAAUGGAGGGUCCUGCGACCCCGUCACGGGGCAGUGCCGCUGCCCGCCCGGCGUGCGCGGCGAGCUCUGCGAAGACGGCUGCCCGAAAGGAUUCUUUGGGAAGAACUGUAACAAACCGUGCAACUGCGCCAACAACGGCCAUUGCCACCGACUCUACGGAGCCUGUCUGUGUGACCCCGGGCUCUACGGGCGCUUCUGCCAUCUUACCUGUCCCAGGUGGGCCUUCGGAGCUGGCUGCUCGGAGGAGUGUCAGUGCGUGAAAGAGCACACGCUGGAAUGCAGCGCAAGGAAUGGGACUUGCACCUGCAAGCCUGGUUAUCACGGCAAAAAGUGUCAGAAAGAGUGCACACCUGGAUUUUACGGGGCUGGUUGCAAACUGAGAUGCAACUGUCCUCCUGAUGUGUUGUGUGAUCAUGAGAUGGGAGUCUGCAAGCAUCCAUGUCCACCUGGGUUUCAUGGAGAAAAAUGCCAUUUGUCUUGCCAGCCUGGGAGCUUUGGGGUGAACUGCAGGCAGAGGUGCAGCUGUGGAGGAGCACCAUGUGAUACAAAGACAGGGCAGUGUCUUUGCCCAGCUGGGAAGACUGGUGCUACAUGUGAGCAAGAUUGCCCAGCUGGCUGGUGGGGAGCAGACUGCCAGUCCUCCUGCGAGCCCUGCUCCAACGGGGGCCAGUGCAACAGAGAAACUGGAGCCUGCGACUGUCCCCCUGGCUACACUGGGACGUCCUGCUCUGCACGAUGCCCCGAGGGAAGCUUUGGCCCGAGCUGCGAGUCCAGCUGCCAGUGCCAGAACGGAGCUGCCUGCGACCACGUGAGCGGAGCCUGUACUUGUGCGGCGGGUUGGACAGGAACCUUCUGUGAAAGAGCUUGUCCAGAUGGAUUCUUUGGGCUUGACUGCCACCAGGUGUGCAACUGCAAGAAUGCUGCUGGCUGCGACCACGUCCUGGGAACCUGCCGCUGCCUCCCCGGCUGGCUGGGGGGGACCUGCGAGCAGCCCUGCCAGGGGGACAGCUAUGGGCCAGGCUGCAGCCAAGCUUGUCACUGUCACAACGGAGCGCUCUGCCAUCACGUAACCGGGACGUGCCUUUGUAGCCCAGGGUGGAAAGGAGCCACCUGCCAAGAAGCCUGUCCUCCUGGAUGGUAUGGUGCAAACUGCCUUCAGCGCUGCGUCUGCCACGGCCAGGCAACGUGUGACCGGGUGACGGGCGAGUGCCUGUGUCCCCAGGGUCGGACGGGCAUAACAUGUGAGCUGGAGUGUGGGGACGGGAGGUACGGAGAGGGCUGCAAGCAGAACUGCAGCUGCCGCCAUGGGGUUUGUGACCAGCACUCAGGGAAAUGCAUCUGCCACGCCGGCUGGGCUGGGGACCGCUGUGAUGUUGUUUGCCCCUCGGGAUUUUUCGGCGAGCGGUGCGAGGAGCAGUGCGACUGCGUGCACAGCUCAUCCUGCCACCAUCAAACCGGAGCGUGUCGCUGCGAAAAGGGAUGGCGAGGGAGGCACUGUGACAAACCUUGCUUGGCCGGGCGCUACGGUGCGGGCUGCGCCCAGCGGUGCCGGUGUCCCACGGGUACCCCCUGCCAUCACCUGACGGGCCAGUGCGGCUGUCCUCCGGGAUUCACCGGCUACGGCUGCGAGAAAACUUGUCCAGCGGGCACGUAUGGUAAGAGCUGUAACCGAAUAUGUCAGUGCUCUGCCGAGAAUGAGGAGUGUCACCCGGUGACUGGCGACUGUGUGUGCCGCCCGGGCUACCACGGGGCCCGCUGCACCCUCCGGUGUCCGAAAGGCACUUAUGGUUCAAACUGCCAAAAACCCUGUAAAUGCAUGAACGGAGGCCACUGCGACCCCGCGUCGGGAACUUGUCAUUGCGCGCCUGGUUUCAUUGGAGCCGACUGUAGUAAAACUUGCCCCGAAAACCGAUACGGGAAGGACUGCGCCUUGUUCUGUGCGUGCGGUAAAGGUCGGUGCGACCCACGGACUGGCAAGUGUACCUGUCCUCCCGGCCAAAUGGGACCCAGCUGUCAGCAAGUGUGUCCCCAGGGACAAUAUGGCCCCAACUGCCACCUGACAUGUACCUGUCAGAAUGGUGGUAUCUGUGACCACGUGGAUGGCAACUGCACUUGCGGGCUCGGCUGGACAGGAAGAUCAUGUGAGAAAGAAUGUCUCCCAGGGAAGUAUGGGUCUGACUGCAGCUUGGACUGCUCGUGCCAGCACGACGGCACUUGCGACAGGUUCACAGGCUGCUGCCGGUGCCCCGAGGGAUACUACGGCCACUCCUGUGAGCACAGGUGCCCCCUUGGAUUUUAUGGGUUAGGCUGCCUUCGUGUGUGUGGCUGUAAAAACGGAGCGAGCUGCGACGCAGUGACAGGACAGUGCAUUUGUCCUUUGGGUUAUCAAGGUGUCCACUGUGAAAAAGGCUGCGACAGGGGCUGGUUCGGAGAGAGGUGCCGGCACCGGUGUGACUGCGGAGAUGCUCCUUGUGAUCCAGAGACUGGGAAGUGCCUUUGCCCACCUGGGAAGACUGGAGACAAAUGUGACAUGGUAAUGAUUUCCAUUCUGAGAACUUCUUCAGCACAGCUGGGCUACAGUUUGGGCAGACCAUGUGGUAGAUGAAACUUGAAGACUGCAGGGCUUUCCAAAAUGUCAUGUUUUAAUGUUAACAGAUGUAGACGUCUAAGUAGCUUCCUGAUCCCGGAGAACAGGGAAACUAGUAGGGACAUUCACCCUCUUCCAAACACUUCUGUCCUUUCAGAAUGCAGGUCAGACCAGUACGGCCCCAACUGCUCCCUGCGAUGCCAGUGUGGCAGCAAAUCCCAGUGCAAUCCGUACAACGGGAACUGCAUAUGCCCAGCCACGUGGAUGGGGUCAACCUGCAAAGAAGGUGGCCUUCCAAAGCUUCCUUUUUAUGAAGAACAAACUCAAGAAAGAGAGAAUAUUUUUCCAAGGGCUCUACAACAGUAA
Messenger RNA from Tauraco erythrolophus (red-crested turaco), 4572 nucleotides. Lineage: Eukaryota; Metazoa; Chordata; Aves; Musophagiformes; Musophagidae. The record is from RefSeq and is a predicted model, not a curated record.